Molecule: messenger RNA, 2230 nt
Organism: Neomonachus schauinslandi (Hawaiian monk seal)
Lineage: Eukaryota; Metazoa; Chordata; Mammalia; Carnivora; Phocidae
Gene: CNOT3
Product: CCR4-NOT transcription complex subunit 3
Exons: 15
Biological process (GO): regulation of DNA-templated transcription; regulation of stem cell population maintenance; nuclear-transcribed mRNA poly(A) tail shortening
Cellular component (GO): nucleus; CCR4-NOT core complex; P-body
Source: RefSeq, a predicted model, not a curated record
AGUAAAUGCGUCUUCCCUCUACCAUCCCACGUACCCUCCCGUUCCCAGCCUCAUCCACGCAUCUGUGUUUGGCCAGCCGGGGAAUAAACGUGUGUCCUUUCCUUCUCUGUCAGCAGCGUCCGUCUCCAAGAGAGUAUGAAGAGAGUGCGUCUGUAGGGCAGGGAAGAUGGCGGACAAGCGCAAACUCCAAGGUGAGAUUGAUCGCUGCCUCAAGAAGGUGUCCGAGGGCGUGGAGCAGUUUGAAGAUAUUUGGCAGAAGCUCCACAACGCAGCCAACGCGAACCAGAAAGAAAAGUAUGAGGCUGACCUAAAGAAGGAGAUUAAGAAACUUCAACGGCUGAGGGACCAGAUCAAGACAUGGGUAGCGUCCAACGAGAUCAAGGACAAGAGGCAGCUCAUAGACAACCGCAAGCUCAUUGAGACGCAAAUGGAACGGUUCAAAGUUGUGGAGCGAGAGACCAAGACUAAAGCCUACAGCAAGGAGGGCCUGGGCCUGGCACAGAAGGUGGACCCUGCCCAGAAGGAGAAGGAGGAGGUUGGCCAGUGGCUCACGAACACCAUUGACACCCUGAACAUGCAGGUGGACCAGUUUGAGAGUGAAGUGGAGUCACUGUCCGUGCAAACGCGCAAGAAGAAGGGUGACAAGGAUAAGCAGGACCGGAUCGAGGGCCUGAAGCGGCACAUCGAAAAGCACCGCUAUCACGUGCGCAUGCUGGAGACCAUCCUGCGCAUGCUGGACAACGACUCCAUCCUCGUUGACGCCAUCCGCAAGAUCAAGGACGAUGUCGAGUACUACGUCGACUCGUCCCAGGACCCCGACUUCGAGGAGAAUGAGUUCCUCUAUGACGACCUGGACCUCGAGGACAUUCCACAGGCGCUGGUCGCCACGUCCCCGCCCAGCCACAGUCACAUGGAGGACGAGAUCUUCAACCAGUCCAGCAGCACACCCACCUCGACCACCUCCAGCUCGCCCAUCCCGCCCAGCCCGGCCAACUGCACCACGGAAAACUCUGAAGAUGACAAGAAGAGGGGACGCUCGACGGAUAGCGAAGUCAGCCAGUCUCCAGCCAAAAAUGGCUCCAAGCCUGUCCACAGCAACCAGCACCCUCAGUCCCCGGCUGUGCCGCCCAGCUACCCGCCCGGCCCCCCGCCUGCCGCCUCUGCCCUGAGCACCGCCCCUGGCAACAACGGGGCCUCCGCCCCAGCAGCGCCCGCAAGCGCCCUGGGCCCCAAGGCCAGCCCAGCCCCCAGCCACAGCUCGGGCACCCCUGCGCCCUACGCCCAGGCUGUGGCCCCGCCGGCCCCCAGCGGGUCCAGCGCCGCCCAGCCCCGGCCCCCCAGCGUCCAGCCCGGCGGGGGCGGGGGUGGCGGUAACAGCGGCGGAGGCGGAGGCGCCGGCAAGCAGAACGGCACCACCAGUUACAGCUCGGUGGUGGCAGACAGCCCGGCAGAGGUGGCUCUCAGCAGCGCUGGGGGUGGCAGUGCCAGCAGCCAGGCUCCGGGCCCCCCGUCGGGCCCCCACAACCCACCGCCCAGCACCUCGAAGGAACCCAGUGCGGCGGCCCCAGCAGGGGCUGGGGGUGUGGUCCCAGGCUCAGGGAACAACACAGGGGGACCCAGUCUCCUGGUGCCACUUCCCGUGAACCCUCCCAGCUCCCCGACACCCAGCUUCAGCGAGGCCAAGGCAGCCGGCACUCUGCUCAACGGACCUCCACAGUUCAGCGCUGCCCCAGAGAUCAAGGCCCCCGAGCCUCUGAGCUCGCUCAAGUCCAUGGCGGAGCGGGCGGCCAUCAGCUCCGGCAUCGAGGACCCCGUGCCCACUCUGCACCUGACCGAGCGAGACAUGAUCCUGAGCGGCACCUCUGCUCCGCCGGCCUCGGCGCAGCCGCCCCUGCAGCUGUCGGAGGUGAACAUCCCGCUGUCGCUGGGCGUGUGUCCGCUGGGGCCUGUGCCCCUCACCAAGGAGCAGCUCUACCAGCAGGCCAUGGAGGAGGCCGCCUGGCACCACAUGCCCCACCCCUCAGACUCCGAGCGCAUCCGGCAGUACCUCCCCCGGAACCCCUGCCCGACGCCCCCCUACCACCACCAGAUGCCACCCCCACACUCGGACACCGUGGAGUUCUACCAGCGCCUGUCAACCGAGACACUCUUCUUCAUCUUCUACUAUCUGGAGGUACAGCAGGGCCCCCGGGGCAGCCUCGGGCCCCCCGGCUUCGCCGCCACCGCCGCC